Messenger RNA from Helobdella robusta, 354 nucleotides. RefSeq lists its product as hypothetical. The record is from RefSeq and is a predicted model, not a curated record. NCBI's taxonomy places the organism in Eukaryota, Metazoa, Annelida, Clitellata, Rhynchobdellida, Glossiphoniidae. The transcript has 4 exons. Bases 1 to 354 code for a protein of 117 amino acids.
AUGACUUGGUUUAAGAUAUGGAAUAUGCAUACGAAAUAUUCAACCCAAUCUCAGAGUGUUCAAGUGGGAGCUGAUAACAUAAUUGUCGCCAUGCUCAUUCUGUUGGCAAUCAUCGUGAACCACAGCGGAAGGACCUGUCAACUCAUCUCACCAUUUCUUUCCCCACUAACAAUAAAAUUGAGUUACACUUUAUGCAAGACCCCUGUCGUGGAAUUCAGGGAAUUUGGAAUCGAAGUGGAAUCACUCGUCAUAAAUCUCUACAUUCACAAAUCAGAGAAACUACAAAGACAGCAACGACGACACUAUAGAGAUGUGAAGUCUGAUGUUCUAAAUUAUGCCUCGACCAAUCAAUGA